Pecten maximus is the source of this 2633-nucleotide messenger RNA. RefSeq lists its product as uncharacterized. The record is from RefSeq and is a predicted model, not a curated record. The transcript has 4 exons. Lineage: Eukaryota; Metazoa; Mollusca; Bivalvia; Pectinida; Pectinidae. Gene Ontology annotation, cellular component: GET complex. Gene Ontology annotation, biological process: tail-anchored membrane protein insertion into ER membrane. Bases 9 to 878 code for a protein of 289 amino acids.
UUUUCAAAAUGGCGGACAUCGAAGCACGAAGAGAAGCAAGAAGUAGAAAGAUAUUGCAGAACCGCGAAAAACGCAUGAAUAUAUUGUACGGGCUUAAAGACACCGAAGGUGAUGAUUUGACAUCAAAAACAGCCAGUGCCGUAAAUAAUUUUAAAGUUCAAGAACCAGCACCAGCACAGCAGGAAAUUCACGCAAACAAUGAUGUAACACCUGCAGUCACUAAAGAAAAGAAAAAUGAUGAUGCUGAUAUAUUAGAUCUAUCCAAUAAUAAGACCAGAGACCCGGACAUAGAAACUGUUAUCCUUGGUAACACUGUAAAUAUUGGAGCUGGAGAAAAUACUUCCACACCAUGCAUUCAGACCCCUGACAGACUUCAUUCUUCACAAUCGGAUACAGACAAUUUACGUCACAGAGCUACAAGGAACACAGUUAAGAUUCAGCAAUCAUCGAUACCAUCAGACAGUAAAAAAUCUAGUAAAGUGCCAUCAUCUGUUGAAGACUCCCAACUAAAGUCCACUUCAGAGCGAUCUCCACAGCACCAGCUUAAUCUCCUUAGGCUGGCCGGCUGUGUUUUUGUUGCAAUUCUGUCCAGAGUUGUGCUGCAAUUGGGGAUAGGUCUCUUUUAUUUUCAGACAAUCAUCCUACCAUUUGCAGUACUACAGGGAGCAUUGUAUUACUACAAGAUGACAUUUGUCAAGGAUAUGCCCUACAAAGGAACAGCAAUGUCUAGUGCCUUGAUGUUGUGUGGUUUAAAACCGGAGGUGAUCGCCACCUAUAAUAAAAUCAUGGGCAACGUAGCAGGAAUAUAUGAGGACUUCUCUGUCUACCUGUUUGCAUUCUUCUGCAGCAAUAUGCUCAUUACACAAGAGGGAUCAUAGUGUUGUGUUUGUUUUGUUAUAGAGAUAUUUAUAUAAUAUAUUGACUAGCAUAAUAAGCUAAAUGAAGAAAAAAAAGAUGUGGAAAGUCAAGGUGUUACUAGUCAACUACAAAGGAAUGUGUGAACCUGUGGAAUCCAGAGUUAUUUCUCUUGACAUAUCAAUUUAGUGUUGUGAUUCCUUCGAGUCGAACAAGUCUGGUUUGUCUACUUUUUAAUUGUAAUAUUUCAUAAUACUGUACACUAGUAAAUGUCAUGCAGGUCAUGAAAGUCUUUCCAAUUGCUUGACAAAAACUCAAUUUGAUGGAGAUCAAAGGGUCAGUCAAUCCAAUAUGGAACUUAUUUUGGGUGUACAUAGAUUACAGUGUAAAACAUGUGAAUUUGUUGGUUCUUGAACAAUAUGUAAUAGGUGUACCUUAUAGCUAAGGUGUUUGGUAAAAAACUGUUUUUACUGUUUUGAAUACUUGUAGGUACUUAAUAUUUUAGUAUCUCUAUAAAUUUACGCAUAUGGAUCGAUAUUAUAUGUAUUUUAUCAUGACAUGGGACCAUAAGCCCAAGAAAAAUUUGCUAAUGCUUGCUUUUUCGCUAUAUGCAGUUGAACACAGUUAAAAAUAUAAGCUAUCUAACACGUUUUGCAUUCAGCAAUGAUUGUGCACUUCCAGGAACCAUAGUAUCCACUUUACUGCAUAUCUUACACUGGGUAAAUUGAAAAGUGUUGUGUCAUGAAAAUAAAUCAUUGAAUAACAUUCAGAUUCAUACUAAGUAAAAGUGUACAGAUUGAGAUGUACUUGUUAAUCUAAAACAGCUGCGAUAUGAAAAAUCCUAUAAAAAUUUUCUGUAUUAGAUAAAAAAAUUUCUGUAUGCUCCUGUCAUUUAAUAACACAGCCCUUUCCUGUGAUCAUUAUAUUAAACUGAUUGAAAGUCAAAUAGCUCAAAAUGUAAAAGAAACUUGAUAUAUCUGAAAAUUUUAAUAAGGUCCCCUGUAAUUGCCAAACAAAUGGAUUUUUUACAGAAAACCACUCAGUUCACUCCAUUUUCUGUUGGAUAAAUACCCUACCAAGAGCAUUUUAUUGAAGAAUUGUCAAUUUUGUUCUGGUUGUGACAUUAUGUUUUGUGUUUACCAGAGGAUCAUGGUUGUAUAGUUGUACAGCAAGUAACCUGCCAAAAAUUAUAAAACUUAUUGUACUGCUGCUCUAUACACAUACAGUGUACCUAGCUGAGCCUGGAAAGUUGUGACCGUUAUCCAAGGAACUUGGUGACAGUGUACCUAGCCGAGCCUGGAAACUUGUGACUGUUAUCCAAGGAGCUCGGUGAAAAUUCCCAACCCACACGCCAUAAUCUGUUAUUAUGAAUAUCUAAUAUGAGGUCAGUGUGUCAGGAAUGUGCCUAGUUCUUCCCUAUCAGAGUUACUUCCCUUCAUUUCACUUUGUCAAGUGAUAGCUCGACAGCCAAUGCAAUGAGGGCAGAUAAUGCAAUUCAUGUGUAUAUUAUAAAUCAUCUUACAUCUACAAUGUACUAGAUAACAGGAAAUGGUAUAGAUCCUUCAUAACAGAAAAAGAUUCCACAAUUUGAUAAAUUUUCUUUUUGUUUAUAUAGUUAUCAAAUGACAAAAGUGAAAUUCACCAUUUUAAUGCUUCAGAAUUAUUCGAAUCUGAUGCAGGAACACCAGAGCGAUCCCACAGCAGCAGUAUAUCAAUCCAAUAAUACCUGUAUGUAUGUAUGUAGGUAAUGUAGAAAUACAUGUACAUGACAUUUUUUG